Suillus subalutaceus is the source of this 432-nucleotide messenger RNA. RefSeq lists its product as uncharacterized. The transcript has 4 exons. The record is from RefSeq and is a predicted model, not a curated record. Lineage: Eukaryota; Fungi; Basidiomycota; Agaricomycetes; Boletales; Suillaceae. Bases 1 to 432 code for a protein of 143 amino acids.
AUGGAUGCGCGAAAGCACAAGAAGAAAAGCGAAGCGCGCGUUGUGCGGAGAAUACCGGAUAAAGAAACGGAUAAGGAAGCGGAUGUGCAAAGCGAGUGCAAAUGCAGAGCGGAUAACGAUAACCAUUGGAAACACAAAGUGCGCCCAAGUGGUGACUACUACUUUAAAGUAAAACCCAAUAGCGAGGGAAGUACAGCAAAGGGGAGUAAUAAUGAUGGAGUACGCUGCAAUGCUUGUUACAAACCACGAGGCAAGGCAUAUGACAUACCAAUGAGGUGGAUGGACAUAGACAGACAUUCCUGGAUGAUAGGCGAUGCAGGGCGCUUAAGCGUGAGAAAGAGUGCAAGGCGCGCAUGCGGGAAUACUGCGCAUUGUGUGGGAAUGUAUUGUGCCUAUGGCGUGUUUCGCAGUAAAGCUGCGCGUUAUGUGUAA